AUGGGGUCUAAUAACGAUCAGCCAGUGGUGUCAUGUGAAAAUAUUCACAAAACAUACCUUCUUGGCACUGAAGGAGUUCCUGCUCUUCGUGGUGUGGCAAUUGAUGUAAAACCGGGUGAGUUUCUCCUUGUUUAUGGUACAAGCGGUGGAGGAAAAAGUACAUUACUUAAUGUUCUUGGUACCAUUGAUUUGCCUACAAAAGGAAAUUUGUAUUUAUUUGAUACACGAAUUACGGAUCAAACCCCUGAUGCAGAUCUUGCACGCCUCAGGUGUCAACAAAUGGGGUUUGUUUUCCAAUCUUUCAAUCUUUUAUCUACAAUGGAUGCACUGGAUAAUGUUUCGCUUCCUAUGAUAAUAGCUGGCACACAUUCAGAGUUCGAAAUAAAAACAAGAGCAAAAGAACUUUUGGCUUCAGUUGGUCUCAGUAAUCGUUUGCACCAUUUUCCUUCAAUGUUAUCAGGUGGAGAACAGCAACGUGUAGCUAUAGCACGUGCACUUGCUAAUGAUCCAGAUAUAUUGUUUUUGGACGAACCAACAGGAGAUCUUGACACAAGGAACACCAAAUUAGUGAUGAAUAUUCUAACGAAACUAAAUUGUAAUAGUGGACUAACAAUGGUUAUGGUAACACAUGAUGUGUAUAUGAAGCCUUAUGCCCACCGUGUAUUAUAUGUCUCUGAUGGGAAGGUUCAAAAAACAGAAAUUGUCGAUCCAAGCCUUCGAGAAAAAGCAUUACAAAAACUAUGGAAAUCUGCUGAAAAUGUGGACACGAAAUGGAAUAAUAUAGGGCUUCCUAGACUCUUAUCUGAGGUACGUUCUCCUACUGAGUAUCCAACUACGGAUGCUCAAUGUGAUAUGUCUUUUGAAGAUGAUCCAGAGAUGCAACAUGUUGUGAGUGUUCUUUUUGCAGUUUAG
Messenger RNA from Trypanosoma theileri, 912 nucleotides. RefSeq names its product putative ABC transporter. Gene Ontology annotation, cellular component: plasma membrane. The transcript has a single exon. Bases 1 to 912 code for a protein of 303 amino acids. Gene Ontology annotation, molecular function: ATP binding; ATP hydrolysis activity; transmembrane transporter activity. The record is from RefSeq and is a predicted model, not a curated record. Lineage: Eukaryota; Euglenozoa; Kinetoplastea; Trypanosomatida; Trypanosomatidae. Gene Ontology annotation, biological process: transmembrane transport.